Ruditapes philippinarum (Manila clam) is the source of this 2402-nucleotide messenger RNA. RefSeq names its product V-type proton ATPase subunit H-like. Lineage: Eukaryota; Metazoa; Mollusca; Bivalvia; Venerida; Veneridae. The record is from RefSeq and is a predicted model, not a curated record. Gene Ontology annotation, molecular function: proton-transporting ATPase activity, rotational mechanism. Gene Ontology annotation, cellular component: vacuolar proton-transporting V-type ATPase, V1 domain; lysosomal membrane. Gene Ontology annotation, biological process: proton transmembrane transport.
GGUAACGAGUACUUGCAGACGGCUGCUAGGUGCCUACAAAUGAUGUUACGAGUAGAUACAUACAGAUAUAUGUUUAUACAAGUAGAUGGAGUGGCUACGAUAAUAUCAGUGUUAGACUCGAGCAAGAUGGGUUUCCAGAUACAGUAUCAGCUUAUAUUCUGUCUCUGGUGUCUCACAUUUAAUCCAAAUCUUCUAGAAAGAAUGAGCAAACAGCACAACAUUAUCCCGAUCUUGUCAGACAUUCUGAGUGAUACAGUGAAAGAAAAAGUCUCCAGAAUUAUUCUAGCAACAUUCAGGAAUUUGUUAGAGAAACCAGAAGAGAGGGAGCUAGUGCAAGAGAAUGCAUUGUCUAUGGUACAAUGUAAAGUCCUCAAGCAGCUGGAACUGUUGGAGGCAAGAAAGUUUGAUGACCCAGACAUCGUAGAAGAUUUACAAUACUUACAAGAGAAACUCCAGGAAUCUGUACAAGAUCUCAGUUCUUUUGAUGAAUAUGUGACAGAGAUUAAGUCUGGCAGAUUGGAAUGGAGUCCUGUACAUAAAAGCGACAGAUUCUGGAGAGAAAAUGCAAUACGACUUAAUGAGAAGAAUUAUGAAUUACUUAAAAUUUUAGUUCGGUUGUUAGAAGGUAGCAAAGAUCCAUUAAUUCUGUCAGUAGCAGCACAUGACAUUGGUGAAUAUGUACGAUAUUAUCCCAGAGGGAAAAAUGUUAUAGAGCAGCUGGGAGCUAAACAUCUUGUAAUGCAGUACCUUACACACGAGGAUCCUAAUGUUAGAUAUGAGGCAUUGAUAGCUGUACAAAAAUUGAUGGUUCACAAUUGGGAGUACCUUGGAAAACAGAUAUCACAAGCAAAGGCAGAAGAAGCCCCAGGGGUGAUACCAGCCAAGGCAUAGCAUCAACCAUCCAUACGUUAAUUUUGCUAGUCAACAAUAACUGUUGUAUGUUCCAAAGUGACCAAUUAAUCUUGUGAUAACUUUUCUUGAAUGAAAAAAAAAUAUAUAAAUAUAUCAAAAAACUUACAAGUGAUAAAGAUAAGCAGUCAUUUCUGUGCCAGACUGAAAUCCAUUUGGUUAAUUCAUUGUUAAUUAGUUAAUUGAAUUCAUUCAAAUUGACCAAUAGAAAGUUGUGUUAGAAUAGACUGGAUAUCACCUUGACAACAAAAAUUAAGAGAAAUAUGAAUAAUAUUGAAACAUUUUUAUGGAAAGUGAAUUGUGCCAUUUACUUAAAAAUAUAUGCAGUUUAACUCUAUAAUUGAAAAUUUUAUUAAAUUAUGAAACCAUUUUUGGAUGUUAUAUGGCAUUUGUUAUAAUCAGUGUUAACCAUUAAUUGUCACAAGAUUUAUAUUAUGUAGGGCUGUCAUGUUUAGUUAUGUAUAAUAUCAUAUACUGUUAUGGCUCUGUUACAUUUCAAGUCUAUGUAUUUGUCGCAAAGAAAUUCAGGAGUAAAAGUCAAGUAUAUAAAUUAUAGGCUUAUGUAUAUGGUUAAGGUGUUGAGUUUUAGGGGAAUUUAUUUAUUUAUUAGAUAAACCUCAGUCAAAAAAACCUCAGUAAAGUCAGUUUAAAUGGACUUUUUUUGCAACCUUGCUACUGGUUCUUAAAUUUUUUUAUUUGAAAUGGAGCUUAUUUUCGAUAGAAAUUUUCCUUAAAAAAGUUGGAAUGAUUUUGAUCAUGUACCUUUGAUAAAAUAAACACAAAUUAACUGGGCAGCCCUGAUAAUCAGAUUUUAGUGAUAGUGUUUGCUUUAUUAUUAUCAUUCUGUAGGAAAAUAGUUGACAGUAAGAAAUCCUAGUGUUUGAAUAGUCUGGAAAUUUUUUAUCAUAGAGUUUUGAUAUAUUAUAUGACAAAUGUUAAUGUAAAUGUUUUAUAGAUAUAUUAUGUUAUGUGUAUGUCAGUUGAGAUAUAUUAUGUUAUGUGUAUGUCAGUUGAGCUGUAAAGUAGAGUUCCUAUUGGUCCUAGGUUUGUGUUCCAGUAAGGCUACAAAUUGUCCACACCCUGUGACAUACUAGUAAUAGUACUUUCAAUAAGGGCCUUGCUGGAAUGUUAUGUGUCAUCAUUAAUGCUUUAGCAUAAGCGCCUCUUUUACUGUUAAAGUUUUUUUUUGAUAUUUGUCACAUGCUGCUGUUAAUAUUAAAGAUAACUGUAAUAUGUUAAGUCUGUUCAAACAUAAAUCAAGUAAUUGAUAUCUUAACAAAUAUAGGUUCAUGCAAUUGCAAAGUCUUCUAGUGUUAUGUAUGAAAUUGUAAACAACAAAUUUGAACAACUUUGUGAUGUUUUUGAAAAUAAGCUUAUUUAAUUGUUUCACAUCAUGGUGUGAAAUUUUGACAUUUAUUUAUAAGUAUUAAUGCAUUUCUGUCAUUAAAUAGUGUACAAAUGACAAGACAAGGUGACAAAAUUUUAACUGGUAU